GCAGUGAGCAUGGCCAGCAACCCCAGUGCACUGCCCCGGGUAACCUUCCAGACACCGGAGAAACCUGGGGAGGAAUCAUCACACAGGAAACUGGGCAAGCUGACCAUAAAGUAUAACCGCAAAGACCUACAGCGCUGGCUAGACCUGGAGGAAUGGAUCAAUGCCCAACUGCAGGAGCUAUACCAAUGCCGGCUAAGGGAAGAAACAGAGACAGCAGCUCCUGAACCACAAAUUGAUCUUGAAGAUCUCCUGGAGGUCCCUAAUGAAGAACAGAAAUUAAAACUACAGGAAAUCCUCCAUGAGUGCUCCAGCCCUACAGAGGACUUCAUUACGGAAUUGCUUAGUCGAUUGAAAGGUCUCCGGAGAGUCACCAAUCCUCAGAAGAAAUGACCUUGCUCACAUGGAACACCCAGCUUUGGUCACAAGGAAACGUGUGUCUUCUCUACAAAAAACAGGAUCAGCAACAGCACUUCUGAAUAUGUUUAGGACUUAUUACUGAGAAACAUCACCAAGUUUGUGAACUUUGUACCAGUGGUUUGAAGUCUCCACUGCUUCCAG
Molecule: messenger RNA, 558 nt
Organism: Pipra filicauda (Wire-tailed manakin)
Lineage: Eukaryota; Metazoa; Chordata; Aves; Passeriformes; Pipridae
Gene: PPP1R14D
Product: protein phosphatase 1 regulatory inhibitor subunit 14D
Exons: 4
Coding region: 10-390 (126 amino acids)
Biological process (GO): regulation of phosphorylation
Cellular component (GO): cytoplasm
Molecular function (GO): protein serine/threonine phosphatase inhibitor activity
Source: RefSeq, a predicted model, not a curated record